UAACUCUUUCUGACAUAUUUCGAUUAACUAUUGAUCACAAUCAAAUUUAUAUAUUAUUACAUUAUACCUAACUACAGUGAUAUACCAUUUAGUAGCUACAUUAUAUUAACAUAUAACGUUUUAGUAAUGAGUUCAAAAACCUUUAAAUAUCUUCGUCUUGAAGGUGCAUCGUCUUGGUAUUGCUGUGUCCCGUCCUGUAAAAUGUCCUCAAGAUUUAAUUCUGUGAUUAGUUUCCACAGUUUCCCUUUGAACAAAGAAACACGCAAAACGUGGCUUCAGAAUAUCCAGCGUGAGGAUUGUAAGGUCAGUCCUAAUACAAGAGUCUGCAGUCGACACUUCAGGACUGAUGAUUUUAUUGAGCAAUCGACUCCCACGUCGCGCCGACUGCUGAAGAAGAGCGCCGUGCCCACGCUGUUCACGAGGAAGAACUCGAACACUUCAGCACCAAAGCGCACCGGGUUAUGGAGGAGGAGACGCGUCCCGUCUCCUUUAAAACAAGAUCCUGUGCCCACGGGCUUCCAGCAUCAGGAGCAUGAUUAUUGUUCGUCUCUCAUCCAGCAUCAUCUAGAAGUGGAUGAGACCGAAGUUCUCCGAAAGGAGGUCGAGCGCCUGAAGAGGCAGGUUGCAGAGUUGUUUGUCCUUCAGAGGUUUUGUUUGGGGCGAUUUGCUGCAUCUGACGAUGACAUACGGUUUUACACUAGGUUUGCAACUUACAACCACUUGAUGGCGUUCUGGAGACUCAUUGAGCCCGCGUCCCACAACAUGUUUCGUUUGACCAGAGUCAGGACAGCUACAAUGAGCGAAGCUGGAGCAUCAGGCAGUACAUCUUGUCAGUCCAUGCAGCCCAUAGAUGAGUUUUUCCUCUUCAUGGUCCAUCUCUCAGUUGGUCUAACAGAGAGAGAUCUAGCCCACAGAUUCAAUAUCCAUCAGUCCGCCGUGAGUCCAAUCAUUACAAGCUGGGCCAAUUUUCUCUAUGCCAUUCUUGGAUCUGUGCGCAUCUGGAUGUCUGAAGAGGCAGUCAAGGCUCACAUGCCAAAGGAGUUUCAGGACUAUCCAGACACACAUGUUGUGAUAGACUGCAUAGAGCUGCGUUGCAAAACACCAACCUCUCUUCUGCUUCAAGGUGAAGGGUCCCAUUGCACCUACAAGGGUUUAAAUGGCAUGGCACCGCAUGGUACAGUCACUUUUGUGUCAUUCGUGUAUGCAGUCAGUGACAAGGAGCUUCUGAAGCAGUCUGGGAUUUGUCAGUCCAUGCAGCCCAUAGAUGAGUUUUUCCUCUUCAUGGUCCAUCUCUCAGUUGGUCUAACAGAGAGAGAUCUAGCCCACAGAUUCAAUAUCCAUCAGUCCGCCGUGAGUCCAAUCAUUACAAGCUGGGCCAAUUUUCUCUAUGCCAUUCUUGGAUCUGUGCGCAUCUGGAUGUCUGAAGAGGCAGUCAAGGCUCACAUGCCAAAGGAGUUUCAGGACUAUCCAGACACACAUGUUGUGAUAGACUGCAUAGAGCUGCGUUGCAAAACACCAACCUCUCUUCUGCUUCAAGGUGAAGGGUCCCAUUGCACCUACAAGGGUUUAAAUGGCAUGGCACCGCAUGGUACAGUCACUUUUGUGUCAUUCGUGUAUGCAGUCAGUGACAAGGAGCUUCUGAAGCAGUCUGGGAUUGUGUCACUCCUGAAACCUGAAAUGGCCAUUAUGGUCAACAAAGGGUUUUUUAUAGACAACUGUGUACCGUGCAAAGUUUACCGACCUUCCUGUCUGCUAAAGAAGGAACAGAUGCCGGCUGAGGAAGUGAGGGAAACUCAGUCCAUUGCUCGGCUCAGGAGUGAAAUGACUCUCCUCAGCCUGGUGGUCACAAGAGACUCCGUCUCACUCCAGAGACAUCAAGGAGAUCAUGGGGCCUUUGAUGCCAGAGGCACUUAA
Sinocyclocheilus rhinocerous is the source of this 1914-nucleotide messenger RNA. RefSeq lists its product as uncharacterized. The record is from RefSeq and is a predicted model, not a curated record. NCBI's taxonomy places the organism in Eukaryota, Metazoa, Chordata, Actinopteri, Cypriniformes, Cyprinidae. The transcript has 5 exons. The coding region runs from base 127 to 1914 and encodes 595 amino acids.